Messenger RNA from Diorhabda sublineata, 938 nucleotides. RefSeq lists its product as uncharacterized. The transcript is spliced from 3 exons. NCBI's taxonomy places the organism in Eukaryota, Metazoa, Arthropoda, Insecta, Coleoptera, Chrysomelidae. Bases 80 to 607 code for a protein of 175 amino acids. The record is from RefSeq and is a predicted model, not a curated record. Gene Ontology annotation, cellular component: nucleus.
GUUAAUAUUGCAGGUUAUGUUUUUGUAUUUCAAUGAUAAAAAAAUAUUUAUUUAAGAAUUAUUGUCAUUUUCAAUCAAGAUGAACAUACAGGAGUUGACUAAAUUGAAUACAAGUCUAGCUACUGAAUUUCCAAAUGAGUAUAGAAAUAGAAUUUUGAAAUUGGCAUUUUCUACAUAUCUUCCUACAACCCAAGAUCGCUCAAAAUCUAUUGAUAAUUUCUCAAGAGAUACUGGAAUUGCUAGAGAAGAUAUCUAUGAAGUCUUGGGGAUUUAUAUAAUAUUAUUAAAAACAUUUUUGCAAUGUAGUGAUAAUGAAUUUCAAGAGAGGUUAGUGGAGCUAGGAUUUUCUUCAGAUUUCAUAGAAAAUCUUCCAUUUAUAGGAAAUAGAGAAGAAAUUAUACUCAAUCUUCAAAAAAACUAUUCUAAAGAUUUUGGAAAACUGUCAUCACUAAAAUGGAGAAUUGAUAUAAGUUUAAGUCAAAGAUUGAAUUUCUGCAUACAAAAAGAUGUUAUUAUCAAAAUUCACCAGUGGCUUGGAAAUGAAAGCAUCCGAGCAACAGAUUGGAGAUGGCAUUUUGAUGAAGGUUUAUUACACCCCUACACUUGAUGUACUUUUAAAAAUGAUUUUUUUUCAAUGCAAAAAAGGGAGAGACUAUAAUUAAUGAAGCUCAUUCAAUUCAGUACUGGAGUUCAGAAGAUCCUUUAAUGUAUUGGUGACUUGUGACUUUUCUUUGUAUUGAACAUCUGCUGAAACAUAGCUGGAAAACCAGUGAUAUGUUGGGUAGGUUCUUUGAAGCAAUUGUGAAGAGACCCCUAUUAAAUUCUUUUUUGAAUAAAUUUUGCUUUUAUUUUACUUUGACAUAAUAUGUAAAUAUAGAUUUGGGGUAUCAUAUACACUGCCACCCAAAGGAUCUAUUGUGUCCUCCUUUUUUGCUGUG